AUGCCGCCCGCCGUGGGCAGGCCACGCCCCGUCCCCACCGUCGCCACGCCCCGCCCGGGCAGGCCACGCCCCGUCCCCACCGUCGCCACGCCCCGCCCGGGCAGGCCACUCCCCGCCCCCACCGCCACGCCCCGCCCCGCCCCCACCGCCACACGCCCCGCCCCCACCGCUACACGCCCACCGCUACACCUCGCCCCCACCGCCACACGCCCCACCCCCACCGCCACGCCCCCCGCCCACCGCUACACCCCGCCCACCGCCACGCCCCGCCCACCUUAUAUGAAGAAAGUAUGUCUCUAA
Messenger RNA from Procambarus clarkii (red swamp crayfish), 300 nucleotides. RefSeq lists its product as uncharacterized. The record is from RefSeq and is a predicted model, not a curated record. NCBI's taxonomy places the organism in Eukaryota, Metazoa, Arthropoda, Malacostraca, Decapoda, Cambaridae.